CAUUUCAUCGGAGAUGUUGCGGAAAACUCUGGCGAGUUUCUAUCCGUUUCUACAGACCGACUCGCCACUUUCUCCGGGGUGAAGAAAUUGCCCGGAAAGCUACACUGCGCUUUCAUCUGUUCCUCAGUCCUUUCCAUUCAUCAACCAAGGCAAAGCGAACAGAUCAUUGCGCAAUGGAGUCUCUGACUCUGAUCCUUCUAUAAGUACUGAUCUCAAUCUCACUUCCGUCAGUUCCUAUGGAUUCGAUCAUUUCCCUUUCCGGCACAAUAUUCGCCGUCAAUUAUCGUCUUCUCCCCUGCAAUAUUGCUCAUCAUAGACUGUCUCCUCCGAGACAUCCGGUCGUCCUCAAUACCUCUUCUCGCCGGCGGCGCCAUGAACUUUCUGAAUUUCGUCGGCCUGCUGCCGUUCCUUCCUCCAUUUCCGCUACAGCUGCCAGCAAUUCUCAACCUCCUAAAGAUGGACAUUACACGGUUGGUGAUUUCAUGACUAGAAAAGAGGAUUUACAUGUCGUUAAAGCUACAACAUCCGUUGAUGAAGCCCUUGAUACUCUAGUUGAGAAACGAAUAACUGGAUUUCCUGUCAUAGAUGAUGAUUGGAACUUGGUUGGCGUGGUGUCUGAUUAUGAUUUAUUGGCACUUGAUUCCAUCUCAGGUGGUCCCCAAGGUGACACAAACUUGUUUCCAGAUGUUGAUAGUACUUGGAAGACUUUUAAUGAAAUCCAGAAACUGUUGAACAAAACUAAUGGGAAAGUUGUUGGUGACCUCAUGACUCCAACUCCUCUUGCUGUUCGUGAACACACUAAUCUUGAGGAUGCUGCAAGGUUGUUGCUUGAAACAAAGUAUCGUCGAUUACCAGUGGUGGAUGGUGAUGGCAAACUGGUUGGAAUUAUUACAAGGGGGAAUGUAGUUAGUGCUGCCCUUCAAAUAAAACGUGCCAUUGAGAAGAUGCAGUGACUCAAAAAUGGAGUAAAAAUGCUCUGCAUCAUAAAUUAUUUCCUUCAUCGCCAUUGAGAAGCCUGUUGGUGAGUAGCAUCAAUAUUUAUUGUGGAUGUCAAGGCCGGUAUAUCUUGACAUAUAUAUUACUCUUGACUAUAUUUAAAGUUGAGUUCCGAAUUCUGAGUAAUUGAGGAUGUGUGUGUAUAAAAUGAUUCAGUAUAUGUUUUGUUAGAUCGAGAGACUAUGGAAAUUAACCUCUUCCUGUAUUAUUCAUUCUUCUUAAAUAGUUCUUUGGGGUAUAAGAACUUGCAUGGUUUUCGAUUUA
Messenger RNA from Ipomoea triloba (trilobed morning glory), 1260 nucleotides. RefSeq names its product CBS domain-containing protein CBSX2, chloroplastic-like. NCBI's taxonomy places the organism in Eukaryota, Viridiplantae, Streptophyta, Magnoliopsida, Solanales, Convolvulaceae. The transcript is spliced from 8 exons. Bases 237 to 953 code for a protein of 238 amino acids. The record is from RefSeq and is a predicted model, not a curated record.